Molecule: messenger RNA, 1454 nt
Organism: Brassica napus (rape)
Lineage: Eukaryota; Viridiplantae; Streptophyta; Magnoliopsida; Brassicales; Brassicaceae
Exons: 3
Coding region: 106-426 (106 amino acids)
Biological process (GO): vacuolar proton-transporting V-type ATPase complex assembly
Cellular component (GO): endoplasmic reticulum membrane
Source: RefSeq, a predicted model, not a curated record
AACCAAAAUCUAGACAUUUGCAAAUUUUCAUUCGACACCGAGAUCUUGAGAGAGUCGAAGACCGAGUUAACUCGUCAGAUUCAACAUUGUUGAUGGUAGAUUGGCAUGGGAGGAGUUAUGCAGAAGUUCCUAGUUGCAUCAAUGUUCAUGGGGAUUCUUCCCAUUGCGAUAUUAUACGGUUUCAACAACGAUUUGCUUCCUGGUUCAGCAACACUGUCUCCGCAUUCUCUAACACUACUGAGUGGAUUUCUUGCGGUGGUAUCAGUCAACGUAGUGAUUGUGUUCUACAUCUGUCUGGCGCUGAAGGAACCUGUAGAUAAACACAACUCAGACGCUUCUUUUGUCGCAGAGGCCAAAGAUAGUGUGAAGAAAUUCACAUCAGGAGGAGUCCCAAGUACCGAUCCGGCGCUUAAGAAACAAGAGUAAGAGCUACGCAGUUCCCGUUUUUUGAUACUAGGAAUAGUGCUGAGAUUGAAUCAGAGAGCAGAGCUCAGGUUGUUGCAAUGUGUUGUUAUAAUUGUAGAAAUUCUUGCCUGGUAGAUCAUCCUCUUUGUGACAUUUGAGGGGUUUUGGGGUUGGUUUCAGCAACAGGAACAGCAAUGCUUAUGUUGAACAGAGACAAUAGCUAUUGCUUUAGGGACAAAACUCACAAAUACCAUGUCCAUAGUUGCUGUUCCUUCAUUGCAAAGAUACUAAGUGAAUUAUAGGUGAAAUCUGUUUAAUUGUUUGAUUUUGGCUUUAAGUCGCUUCAACGAAAUAUAUCUCCAUCCAUAGAAGUCAAAGCAACGUGGACAUGAUGGGAAGAAAAAGGCUCCAAAGACAUGCAUGGAAGCGCCAUUAACAAAGCCAAUUACAGUGUGCUGAUUUGUAGAUCCUUCAUGAGUCUCCUCAAAACAAGCACAAUUAAGGCUGGAAUUGGCUGGUAUUGAAAUAUUGAUGGAUCCUGGAGAGGCAGCUAGAACAUUAAAGUUUCAGCCUACUGAAAUUCCCCUAGAUGCAGAGGGCAUAUACACUGUGAGAAGCAGUGAGUAUCAUGUAACCUUCUGAUGCGAAAGUAUUAUCCAAUUGACUCAACCAGCAAAUGUCAUUUCUCAGAGAGCAGAAAGCGGAGGCAAAAAACCAUCACAGUGUAGAUCAACAAACCAUCAAUAAAGGUUCAUGUUUCAUAGCAAGAGAUGCUAAUGGUGAGGCAGAUAGUUUAGCAAAUACUCUGCUUCUCUAAAUAUACGGUCUCUUGGAUUAAUGUUCACUAAUGUUAUACUACUUGCUAAACUAUUAUAUACAUUUAUAUUCUUGUUGGCGGGAAACUUCAUGUGUCUGUAAUCAAUCUAAGUGUAGAACUACACAAUCCUUUUACUAAAUUCUACAAAAUUUUGUAAAAUACUGUAAUUCUCUCUGCCUGCUUUUGACUCAAGGCGUGCAAGCGGCAAAUGCAAAAAUUGUCCGUUUAUAUA